UGUUCUUUUGUCGUUUUGACGGUAACGCGCCUGCGUGCCCGCGCUCUUCCUCUGCUACACAGGUGCGCUCUGCAGUUCAGGAGGACACAACAGGUAGAGGUCGAGACCCCGCCUUAUCGUGAAUAACGUUACCGAAAGUAAGGCAAAUAUCGAGAAUGUCUUGCUGGUCUUUGUCGCUGUGGUAAUGCGCGGAGGCGUGGCAGCUUUAAAUACUUACAGCAAGUAUUUAACAACAGUUUUUGGGGAGUUUGAAGACUUGACUUCACCUGUGCGGAAGAUGGCUUCAUCCAACUAGUGUUGUUUAUGACAGCAGCGUUAAAGUAGUCCAUAUAAAUGAAGCAGCAGCAGCAGCAGGAUGACAUGACAGCUGCUACAGCAGAGUGCACAUUUAACAUGGAGGAUUUUUUCAAAACGGUGGGGGAAGUGAGAAGCCUCAUUGAAAAAAUCUCCAGCAACACAGAAGAGGUGGAGGGACGACAUGGCGCCAUCCUUUGCACUGCAAACCAGGACAAGAGGAAAAAAGACAACAUGGAGCUGCUGAAUGACGAGACCAAGAAGAACGCCAACUUGGUCCGAGCCAAGUUAAAGUCAAUGCAGGAUAACUUUCCUGUGGAUGACAGCAGUAGUAGAGCCUCAGUAAUUCAGCGAAUUCAGAAGAACCAGCACUCCCACCUGACUCGGUGCUUUGCUGAAGUCAUGAGGGACUACCAUAAAGCGCAAAUCUCCUUCAGAGAGAAAUGCAAAGCACAGAUUCAGAGACAGCUGGAGAUUGUGGAUAAAGUGACAACCGAUGAAGAGUUGGAGGAGAUGCUGCACCGUGACAAUCUUUCCAUCUUCAUAUCUGAUAUCAGCUCUGAUGCUCUGAUUUCAAGCCAGGCUCUGAGUGAGAUUGAAUCUCGUCAUCAAGACAUCAUCUGCCUCGAGUCCAGCAUCAAAGAGCUGCAUGAGAUAUUUUCCGACACUGCCAUGCUGUUAGAGAUUCAGGGAGACUUGAUCAACAGUAUAGAAAAGAAUGUGACGAGUGCUGCGGAGUAUGUAGACGCGUCCAAAGAACAAACCCAUGAAGCAGUCACGUACAAGAAAAACCCACACAAGAUAGCAUCUCUCCCGAGCUUCUUCAAGUCUUUCAAGAGGAAAGCCACUGCUAAAACUGCUACUGAUCAAAACGCCUCAGAUUUAAACCACGACUGAGCUCCUGAACUUGUUUGAGCAUUGACUGCACCAAACAUCCUCAUCUACAUCAAAGCCCGCGCUUGACGGAACACACUUUUCAUCUGAUUUUUCUGUACUGUGCCUGUCUGCCCCCUCAGAGGAUAAAGUUGUGUUUAAUUUAAAUCCGAACUCCUAUGUUAAAAGGAGUGUCAACUGAAGGCGAUAGGAUGCUGAGACAGUUUCUGAGGUUACCCGUGGACUGUCAAAAGGACAUACGACCUCAAACAAUCUGAAUUUUAACUAUUAUCAAUAGUUACAGUCUCUAAAAUAUUUAGUUUCAGCCAUGCCAGGCUUGCUCCUUUUCCAAUAUGAUAAUAAAACACACACACACACACACACACACACACACACACACACACACACACACACACACACACACACACACACACACACACACACACACACACACACACACACACACACACACACACACACACACACACACACACACACACACACACACACACACACACACACACACUGACCCAAGCAACAACACCUUCAGGAUUGAUUUGUUCAUUACUCACAGGUAGCCAGUGCUCCCCUUAGUGGCCAGCAGAUGGCAUGACAACUUCAAAUAGUACUCUGAAAUGGGAUCACUUAACUUCCCUCCUCUCUGCAGUCCUGCUCUUUGUGUUUUUGUCUGAUACUGUGUGUUUUACCAAUGUUGUGUUAUCUAAUAUUAAGAAAAAAAAUGUCUGUAAUA
Anoplopoma fimbria (sablefish) is the source of this 1918-nucleotide messenger RNA. Its product is annotated as syntaxin-2-like. NCBI's taxonomy places the organism in Eukaryota, Metazoa, Chordata, Actinopteri, Perciformes, Anoplopomatidae. The record is from RefSeq and is a predicted model, not a curated record. Gene Ontology annotation, molecular function: SNARE binding; SNAP receptor activity. The transcript is spliced from 9 exons. Gene Ontology annotation, biological process: exocytosis; synaptic vesicle fusion to presynaptic active zone membrane; intracellular protein transport. Gene Ontology annotation, cellular component: SNARE complex; presynaptic active zone membrane; endomembrane system. Bases 334 to 1191 code for a protein of 285 amino acids.